AGUCGCCCGGAUGAGCUGCCUGCAUAGCUGUAGAGCUGAAAUUGGAUAUAUUUUCCUGCAACAUGGAGGCUUUAUUCGGUGUUCCGUUUGUUCUGCUCGAAUGUCCCAAUGUGAAGCUGAAGAAGCCCUCAUGGCUGCACAUGCCGUCGGCGAUGACCGUGUACGCGGUGGUGAUCGUGUCCUACUUUCUCAUCACAGGAGGCAUCAUCUAUGAUGUUAUUGUAGAACCUCCAAGUGUGGGUUCCAUGACUGAUGAACAUGGACAUCAGCGGCCAGUUGCGUUUUUGGCAUACAGGGUAAAUGGGCAGUACAUCAUGGAAGGUCUAGCCUCCAGUUUCCUCUUCACGAUGGGAGGCUUGGGCUUUAUAAUCCUGGACCGCUCCAAUGCACCAAACAUUCCCAAACUCAACCGAUUCCUGCUGCUUUUCAUUGGAUUUGUCAGUGUUCUCCUCAGCUUCUUCAUGGCCAGAGUCUUCAUGCGCAUGAAGCUGCCAGGAUACCUCAUGGGUUAAGGAUCGCAGCAACACCGUUCACCAGUCCAAUGGAAAAUUUUCAAUUUGUUAGCAUCAUACAUGCAGUUGGAUUUGGGUCAUGGAUAGAAUUGACUCUAUUGAUUCAGAAAUCAUUAAGCACUGAAAGCAAUGCCCUUGCUGAAGAAACAAGACUAGAUGUUGUUCAAACAGUCACACUUGUUACAUCUUUUUAAUGUUUUGUGACUUCCUUUGCCCUUUUUCUCUAAUUGAUACAACUGAGGGUUAUGGACAGACUUUGUUAAAUCCAGAAGAGUUGCUUCCCUCUCAACUUUGCCUUACGCAUUGUUAUUAACGUCUGAUAGUUGUUGUGUCUGCUUGUUUAUGAGCACCCAGAAGUGCAAAUAGUGGGGUGAAAUGUGUAGGAAAAGGGAAAGGAAGUUACUGAGUAUUGAUAGGAUGGAACUACUAAUUUGGAACCUGAAUUAGUAUUCUGUGAAUAAUUGAGUUGGAUGUUUGAAUAAUGUUUGUCAGUUUUUUGUACUGCAAUAACUGAAAACAGCCUUGAACCUGCCACGGUUGCAUUUUUGUACAAGUCAAAUAAAAUCCUCCUUUCACACA
This is a messenger RNA of Cololabis saira (Pacific saury), 1091 nucleotides long. It is a transcript of the gene ostc, whose product is annotated as oligosaccharyltransferase complex subunit. Bases 63 to 512 code for a protein of 149 amino acids. The record is from RefSeq and is a predicted model, not a curated record. NCBI's taxonomy places the organism in Eukaryota, Metazoa, Chordata, Actinopteri, Beloniformes, Belonidae. Gene Ontology annotation, cellular component: oligosaccharyltransferase complex. The transcript is spliced from 4 exons.